AGGUCAAAAGCUUUACAAAAAAACAUUCACAAAACCCCAAAAACUAGUUGCCUUGUCGCCUCCUCUUCGCAGAAAAGUCCACAAAGCAGUAACGACCCCACCACAUUAUCUUCAAAAAAACAAUGUCUGCUUCCCCUUCCGUCAUCACUCCUCAAGAGGCCAUUCCGCAGGGCCACGUCCCUGAGGUUGUACCUCCCCCUCCCGCCGCGGCUCCGGUCCCGGCGUACAACCCUCCCCCUCCGCAGAUGCCGUCUCCGUCGGCCUCCCUCUACGUCGGUGAACUUGACCCGACCGUCACUGAGGCGAUGUUGUUCGAGAUGUUCAACAUGGUUGGUCCUGUGGCAAGCAUCCGCGUGUGCCGCGACGCUGUUACGCGUCGUUCUCUUGGCUAUGCCUACGUCAAUUACCUCAACGCGAACGAUGGCGAGCGUGCUCUGGAGCAGUUGAACUACUCCUUGGUCAAGGGUCGCGCUUGCCGUAUUAUGUGGUCUCAGCGUGACCCUGCUCUGCGCAAGACCGGUCAGGGUAACAUUUUCAUCAAGAACCUGGAUGACGGCAUCGACAACAAGGCUCUCCACGACACUUUUGCCGCGUUCGGCAACGUGUUGUCGUGCAAGGUUGCUACCGAUGAGCACGGUCGCUCCAAGGGCUAUGGAUUUGUUCAUUACGAGACUGCUGAGGCAGCUGAGAUUGCCAUCAAGGCUGUCAAUGGCAUGUUGUUGAACGACAAGAAGGUCUAUGUCGGCCACCACAUUUCUCGCAAGGAGCGUCAGUCGAAGAUCGAGGAGAUGAAAGCCCAGUUCACCAACAUCUACGUCAAGAACAUCGACGCCGAGGUCACUGAAGAAGAAUUUAGGGACCUGUUCGCGCAAUUCGGCAAUGUAACUUCUGCUGUUGUCCAGAGGGAUGACGAAGGCAGGAGCCGGGGCUUCGGAUUCGUCAACUUUGAGACCCACGAAGAGGCUCAGAGGGCUGUCGAAUCCCUGCAUGACUUCGAUCUCAAGGGCAAGAAGCUCUUCGUCACUCGUGCACAAAAGAAGGCUGAGCGUGAGGAAGAGCUCAGGAAGUCUUAUGAGCAGGCUAAGAUGGAAAAGCUCAGCAAGUAUCAAGGCGUCAAUCUUUACAUCAAGAACCUCGAGGACGAUAUUGACGAUGAGCGACUCCGCGCAGAGUUCGAGCCGUACGGUACCAUCACCAGUGCCAAGGUGAUGCGCGACGAGAAGGGUACCUCCAAGGGCUUCGGUUUCGUCUGCUUUUCUUCUCCUGAUGAGGCUACCAAAGCUGUUGCGGAGAUGAACAACAAGAUGAUUGGCUCCAAGCCGCUCUAUGUCUCUCUGGCCCAGCGUCGUGAAGUUAGGAGACAGCAACUGGAGAGCCAGAUUGCUCAGCGCAAUCAAAUUCGCAUGCAGCAAGCAGCUGCAAGCGGUAUGCCGGGUGGCUACAUGGGCGGUCCUCUCUACUACCCUCCGGGCCCUGGUGGUUUCCCGCCGCAGGGCGGCCGUGGCAUGAUGGGCUACGGUCAGCCUGGUAUGAUGCCCCCUCGCCCGCGCUACGCGCCAAACGGUCAGGUUCCUGGGAUGCCCAUGCCUGGUUCAUACGGUCAGGCUCCUCCCCAGGCUUACCCUGGUAUGGCGGGCUACCCUCGUGGCGCUCCUCGUCCUCCGGGUGGCCGUGCUCCUCCUACCGCUGACCCCAACGCUCCCGCCGUUGCUGGCGGAGCCCCUCGUCCCGCUGGACCUCAGGGCGCUCCUGCUAACCGCCCUGUCACCGGUGCCCCUCCGGCUGCUGGUCGGCCUCAGAGCUACAAGCUCAACCCUCAGACUCGCAAUGCGCCCCCGACGCCUGGUCAAGGUGCCCCUCAGGCUUCAGGUGCACCCGCUCUCACGGCUGCUGACGCCGUAGCCCUCUCGUCCGUGGCUCUCGGAGGUGCCUCUCUCGUAGAGCAGAAGCAGAUGCUUGGCGAAGCCAUUUACAUGAACAUCGCCGCAUCCCAACCCGAGUUGGCCGGCAAGAUUACCGGUAUGCUUCUCGAGAUGGACAACAAUGAGUUGAUUAUGCUCCUGGAGUCCCCUGAUGCCAUGAACAACAAGGUCAGCGAGGCUCUCGCCGUCUUGCACGAGUUCUCCCAGAAGGAGGCUGCGGAGAGCAAGUAGACUUGUGCUUACGAGGUGAUCGUGUUGGUGCUUUCUUCGUCCCUAUAUUUGUUAUCGCUGUCUCCCCCCGUGUGGCUCACCCGCUUUUCCUACUUGCUCUGUUUGCUGUAUCUUUGAGCUUACGGGGUUCAUGGUGGUGGUUCCUUUGUGUGUACUUUAUCUCAGGAACAGGAGUCGACUUGCUGCAUG
Molecule: messenger RNA, 2342 nt
Organism: Postia placenta MAD-698-R-SB12
Lineage: Eukaryota; Fungi; Basidiomycota; Agaricomycetes; Polyporales; Adustoporiaceae
Exons: 7
Coding region: 123-2153 (676 amino acids)
Cellular component (GO): ribonucleoprotein complex
Molecular function (GO): RNA binding
Source: RefSeq, a predicted model, not a curated record